UAUGUGAAAUGCUUCACUAAAUUUCUGCCGUUGAUAGCAGCAGGAUUGCUCGUACAACAACUCAUCAAAAAAAACAACACCUCAACGGUGGCUUCCCAGUUGAAAGAGUUUUACUUCAGCUUCGCCCAUUCAUGGAUUCAGCUCAGUGGACGCAAAUAAAUUGAAUUGAAAAAAAGACAACAAUAACAAAAAUAAAGGAAAUAUUUAGAAUAUAAAAAAAAGUCUGCAUCGCGUUGCAAUGGUCGAGAUGGAUGUCAGGACAGGUGGAUUUAAGGAGGGAAAAAAGGUUCCUCAGUAUGUCGCUGCACUCUCAGCGUGCCUCGGUGCUGUUGCGGCCGGCGCAGUUAUGGGAUGGUUAUCAAAUAUAUCGGAGGGAUUGGAAGAUGGUGAUUACAAUAACAUUAUAAUUGAUGAUACCGGGAAAAGUUGGAUCGGAUCCCUCAUGAAUAUUGGUGCAAUGAUCAUGUGCUUUCCCAUCGGCUUCAUCUGCGAUAAAAUCGGAAGGAAAAUUGCGAUGCUUCUCCUGAUCAUUCCAUUCAUGCUCGGCUGGUUGAUCAUCAUCUUCGCAACAAAUAUAGAGAUGCUGUACGCCGGCCGCUUUAUCACUGGCCUGAUUUGCGGAGCGUUCUGCAUUUCAGUUCCGUUGUACACCAGCGAAAUCGCGCAAAAGGAGGUCAGAGGAGCUCUGGGCAGUUACUUUCAGCUCCUCCUAACAGUUGGAAUAUUGUUCGCUUAUGUGAUGGGCUAUGCUGUCAACCCAAAGACGCACACCUUAAUAUGUGCAUGUUUGCCCUUGUUGUUCGGUAUCAUUUUCUUCUUCCAACCUGAAUCACCUGUUUAUUGCAUCAAAAAGGGCAAACUGGAUGAAGCUAGAAAAUCGUUGAUAAGACUGAGAGGCAAAGAUUAUGAUGUCGAAGCCGAAAUUAAGGAGAUCACUUUUAUGCUCGAAGAAAAUAACGGCACUACGAUACCAUUCAAGGAAUCGAUCAAGAAGACGGCGACAAAGAAGGCCGCUAUUAUAGCUUUCGGUAUGAUGUUUUUCCAGCAGUUGAGCGGUGUGAACGCUGUUAUCGUCUACACUGGAGAUAUCUUUUCCGCCGCAAAUAGUUCACUCACUUCCAAAGAAGCUACGAUGAUCGUUGGAACAAUGCAGGUUCUUGCAACAUUCGUCUCUUCGCUGGUCAUAGACAAACUAGGCAGGAAAAUUCUUAUGAUCGGCUCCGAUAUUUUCAUGGCCAUUUCUGCUAUCAUGUUAGGUGUUUACUUCACUAUACAAGAUACAACGGAAGGCAUUGGCUUCUUGCCGAUCUUCGCUAUGUGCCUAUACAUCGUCGUCUUCUCGCUGGGUUACGGUCCGAUACCUUGGAUCAUUUCCUCCGAGGUGUUUCCUGCAGAAAUCAAGACUGUGGCCAGUUCGGCUGCCGGUACCUUCAACUGGUUCCUAGCCUUCAUCGUAACCAAAUUCUACUUUGAUCUAAAAGUUGCUAUUGGUAACGACGGUACGUUCUACAUGUUCGCAGGAAUUUCAGUAAUAGGUACUCUAUUCAUCAUUUUCUUCGUACCUGAAACCAAAGGCAAGUCCUUCGAUGAAAUUCAAAGGAUAUUGAGCGGCGAAAAAGUUCAUCAAUCCGAGGGCAUCGAAAACAAAGGAUACUCUACCUAAAUUAUUUAUUAUUUAUUUCUUUCUUAUUAUUAUAUUAAUAAUAUUUUAUAUUAAGUUGUAUAUAUGUUAAGAUUAUCUAAUGCCUUUAUGAUGUGAUAUUAAACAUUUUGCUAUCUUUAA
Messenger RNA from Nicrophorus vespilloides, 1783 nucleotides. RefSeq names its product facilitated trehalose transporter Tret1-like. Gene Ontology annotation, biological process: carbohydrate transport; transmembrane transport. The record is from RefSeq and is a predicted model, not a curated record. The transcript is spliced from 3 exons. Gene Ontology annotation, molecular function: sugar transmembrane transporter activity. NCBI's taxonomy places the organism in Eukaryota, Metazoa, Arthropoda, Insecta, Coleoptera, Silphidae. Bases 239 to 1663 code for a protein of 474 amino acids. Gene Ontology annotation, cellular component: membrane.